This is a messenger RNA of Alternaria rosae, 870 nucleotides long. RefSeq lists its product as uncharacterized. The coding region runs from base 1 to 870 and encodes 289 amino acids. The transcript has a single exon. The record is from RefSeq and is a predicted model, not a curated record. NCBI's taxonomy places the organism in Eukaryota, Fungi, Ascomycota, Dothideomycetes, Pleosporales, Pleosporaceae.
AUGUCCAUUGAUGGCGAAGACGCACCACAAGACAGCGGCGUCGACAUCAACAGCCUACCAGUACCGCCUCCCAACACCCAGUCUAGUGAGUGUAACGACACAGACACUGUAAACCCACACAUCGACCCAAACCCCAUCAAGGCGACAUUCUCCGGCCUCCCUCCCGCAGUUCGCGCAGGAAUCUGGUCCUACGCGGCUCCCACGCCCCGAACCUGUUUCCUCGAACUCCACACCUACAACACCAUCGACCACGUCCCGUGCCUCCGCUACAUACCCCCGCUCUCAUCACUCUUCUCCACAAACCAAGAAGCCAGAAACUUCAGUAUCGCACAUGAAGGUGGAGAGCUUGUGAAUUUCACUUCGGAGACCUUUACCGCAUUGUUCUCCUCCCACGGCCGCAAGAUGAGCGUAGAGAAUAGGGAGAAGAAGUUCUACUUCAACUUUAGCCGGGAUAUCAUCUGGUUGAGCGCGAGAUUCACAGCUGCGUGCAACACCACUGAGACGGUUCGUCUGACAACCCUGUCUUCUAUCCUGCCGCGGGCAAGUCUGUCCCGUAUCCAACGCCUCGUCAUCUCGUACUCGGGCCUGGACUCGUAUGCGUUCGUCGGUCCUUACCUACGCCCCUUUUCCCAUCUCGAGACAUUGUAUCUAUGUAUGAACGAUGUGCGAAUCAAGGAGAAUGUGAAGAAGCUACUCAAGAAGGGUGUUCCAGCUGAUAGUGUGACGGCGGAGAAAUUGAGGAACAUGGUAGAGCAGACUGAAGCUGAUGAGACGGAUGAUGAUGAGGAGAGCGAGGAGGUUGCUACGGAGAGGUUGGCGACUAGGGCGAAGAGGAGGGUGCUGGAAGUGUAUUUGAGGCUGGGAGAAUAG